Molecule: messenger RNA, 1941 nt
Organism: Soboliphyme baturini
Lineage: Eukaryota; Metazoa; Nematoda; Enoplea; Dioctophymatida; Soboliphymatidae
Source: the annotation of a GenBank genome assembly
UAUGUUACUGUUGCUAGUAACGAGGUAUUUUUGCGAGAACUGAUUUCAAACGCAUCUGAUGCCCUGGACAAAAUCAGGUUGUUGUCGCUGACCGAUCCUUCGAUGCUUGGCUCCAAUGCGGAGUUGAAUAUACGAAUAAAAGCGGACAAAGAAAAUAACGUUUUGCAUAUCACUGAUACUGGCAUUGGAAUGAAUCGAACAGAGCUGAUUAACAACUUGGGGACGAUCGCGCAUUCCGGCACUUUUAAUUUCCUGAGCAAUCAGGAAGACAUGACUGCAUCCAAAAUGGAGAAUUUGAUUGGGCAGUUUGGAGUUGGCUUUUACUCAAGCUUCCUGGUGGCUGAUCGCGUCGUCGUGACGUCGAAGUCUUAUAAUGACGACCAGUACAUAUGGGAGUCGGAUGCUGGUUCGUUUCAAGUGGCCAAAGAUCCAAGGGGCAACACGUUAGGCCGUGGAACUCGUAUCAGCUUGCACUUUAAACCAGAAACUCGUGAAUAUUUGGACGAAGAAACUUUAACUCAGCUGCUGAAGAAGUACAGUCAGUUCCUGAGCUAUGAUAUGUUCUUGUGGAAGAGCAAACAGGAAACUCCCAAAGCAGAUGAGGAAGAAGGGAAAGAAGAAAAGCCGAAAACGAAAAAGGUUGAAAAGACCGUAUGGGAUUGGGAGCAUGUCAACGUCUUAAAACCAAUUUGGCACAGGAACGACGAAGUAACGGAGGAAGAAUAUAAUGAAUUCUACAAAUCAUUUACGAAAGACUCUUCGGAGCCGUUGGCCCACAUCCACUUCACUGCCGAAGGCACUGUAUCGUUUCGAGCACUUUUGUUUAUUCCGAAGCGAGGCGCCAGCGAGAUCUUGCAGAACUACCAGAAGGCAGCGCAUAACAUUAAGGUACUGUUUAUUGGUUUUCGUGUUUGUUGCUGUGUCUUCAUAUCUAACCGUUGGUUUUUUGCAGCUGUAUUCCCGAAAAGUGUUGACUCUGAUGAUCUGCCACUGAACGUCAGUCGAGAAACUCUCCAGCAGGUGAAGCUGUUGAAAGUGAUUCGAAAGACGUUAGUCCGCAAACUGUUGGAUGCGAUAAAAAAACUUCCUGAAGAUCUCUUCGCUUCUCACCGUUUGUCGUAUUUUAGCACGAAACUGCUCCUAAUUGAAGAUCACGGCAAUCGUAAUCGCUUGAUGAAGAUUGUUCGUUUUGAUUCGUCGUACGACGAGAAGAAGCAGACCACUUUGUCCGGUUAUGUACAAAGGAUGAAGCCAGGGCAGGAAUACAUCUACUACUUGGAAGCCGCAACUAGGAAGGAGGCAGAAGAAAGUCCAUUCGUCGAACGGCUUGUGAAGAAAGGUUACGAAGUUUUAUAUUUAACCUCAUCAUCAAUGGAUGGCUACGUCAUGCAACAUAUACCUGAGUUCGACAAUAAAAAAACAAUGAAUAUUGCGAAAGAAGGCUUAAAGCUGGACAAGAGCGAGAAAGCUAAGAAACGCCUCGAAAUGUUAGAGGAAACCUUCAAACCCUUGACUGUCUGGCUGAAAGAAGAUGCAUUAAAGGAUAAGCGGUUAACCAAAUCACCAUGUGCACUAGUGGCUGGUACUUGGGGUUGGACCGGCAACAUGGAACGAAUCAUGCGCAGUCAGGCGUAUGCAAAGACCGACGAUCCCACACAGCAGUUUUACAUAAACGAAAAGAAGAUAUUGGAAAUCAACCCACAUCACCCGAUCAUGAAGGAGCUACUUAAUCGAGUAAACUCUGACAAAGACGACAAAAGCGCUCAUGAAGCUAUGCUGGUACUUUUCGAUGCGGCUACAUUACGGUCCGGUUAUAUGUUAAGAAACUCGGCGAACUUCGCUGAUCGCAUUGAAUUGAUGAUCAAAUCUUCUUUGCACAUCGACCCCAAUGAAAUGAAUCAAGAAAGUGCCACAGAGCAGGGCGAACAUUCUGAGCUGUAG